ACAUCUCCGAGGGCGCACGCACUUUUACGCUUUACGCACGAUCACUCGCCGACCGCUGUUUGCGCCUAAAGGCACCAAAAUAAAGGAUAUCCGCGCUGAUGCUUUGCGGUUUGGAGAGUUUGCGUUGUGAGAAGUAGAAGCAGGACUGCGCUCGGAGUUUUACUUUUUUUGUGUGUGAAUGGAGAUGGGCCGUGCGUAAAGAUCUGUUCGUCGCGUUUAACAGAAGAGCUGUCAGUGUCCCACCUGUUGCCAGGUGGUGUUGGCUUCACCCGCGGACAUCUACUAUGACAUUAGGUUUGGAAAUCAUGGAGGAUAUUGUUAUCGACGUGGUGGGGGAAGGACUUAAAGACAGCGGAGAGGAGCAGCUCUUACCUUUGGAUGAGUCGCGGAGCGAGCAGGAGACGGAGACUUCCAGCAGCCAGAGCAAAGAGCGGGACACGUACAGCCCCGGACCGACGUGUCCUCCUGCUAAAAGCAAAGGUCCCGCGUCCGUGAAGCCUCCGUACUCGUACAUCGCUCUGAUAACGAUGGCCAUACUGCAGAGCCCCAAGAAACGGCUCACUCUCAGCGAGAUCUGUGACUUUAUCAGCCACCGCUUCGUCUAUUACCGGGAGAAGUUCCCCGCCUGGCAGAACUCCAUCCGACACAAUCUGUCGCUUAAUGACUGUUUUGUAAAGAUGCCCAGAGAGCCUGGAAACCCCGGGAAGGGCAACUACUGGACGCUGGAUCCCAACUCCUCCGAUAUGUUUGAGAACGGGAGCUUCUUGCGGCGGAGGAAGCGCUUCAAGCGGCAGCAUUUUCGCUUCGACCCGCUGAAGGAGCAGCACCUGGAGCCCAGCGGGCUGCACGGCUUCCCGCACGCCGCCUACGGGCUCGGCACGGCGGCUCUGCAGCUGCCCAGCCUGGAGAUUUACCCCUACCUCCAUCACCACGCGCCCUCGCCGUGCGGCCCGGCCACCAUCCCACCUGUCAGCAGCAUCCUACCGGCUCUGUCCAGCUUCUUCUCCCGCAGCGCACUCACAGCCAAAGCUUUCCUCCAGUCGCAGCCGGGCAUGGACGCCUUCUCCCCGGCCCAGUGCACCGCGUACUCCUCUCCCCUGACCUCCAGCGCUGCCUACGCCUCCCCUGCGCUCUUCCACCCGGCGGCGUCUCCGCACUUCCUCAGUUUACACCAGGAGUACCAGAAACUACAGACUCAGCGUGGCACCGCGGAGCUCGCCAAACGCAUCCACACCAACAAUGAAUAAUCAGAAAGAAAGCGGACUUUGAACUCGUGUUUUCUCAGGUAACAGAGACAUUUUAACCAGAAGCUCCCAGCAGUGACAAAUGGAUCUGUUUUUAAAGAAUGUUGUAGAUACAGGAACUCUCCCUCUUUCCCCUUUUUUAUGGCAAAAAAACAAAACAAACAAAAAAAAAACUUCCAACAGACGCCUUUUUUAUUUGAUCCUGAAUUAUCAUCUUUUGUUUUAAUAUUUAAAUGACGAGUUUCCUUUACUUUUUUUCUGGAAAGAAAUAAAACUGAAUAUUUAAACCCUGCCUUAUUUGUAUUUGACACAGAUCCAUGUGGGGAUGUGAAGCUUUUUGAUCAGUUUAUGGACGAUCAAGAAAAUACCGUAAAUACUGUUAAAGCUGCAGAAAGUCUUUGUUUUUCUUUUUUUUUUUUUUUUUUUUUUUGUCAGAUGCUAGCUUGUGUUCCAUUUUCACUUCUGGAUUUCUGUGCUGAAUUAAUAUGAGGCCUCAACAAACCCCACAAUAGUGCCAAAAAUAAUCUUCAUUCACGUGUUCACACGUGUUGGAUUGAUGCUGAACUAUGAAAGAAGCAGCCAAAGAUUUGUUUUGUUUUUUUAAAUGGCGAAGACUAAACUGCCUCUGAGGCCUGCAGUAGCUCCCUGGAACGAUGAGCUCCUCUGCUGCGUAAAAUAUCUGAUAAAAUAAAAACCAAAGCAAAGAUUACACUUAAAAAAAAAUUAGAUUCUCGUAAUUUGGAGUCACUAAAAUGUUUUCUCAGUUGUUUGAAACCGUUUUUAGAAACGAAAAAAGGUGACUAGAAAAAGCAACAUUAUGCAUCACGCUGGAAAAGUCGUGGAGGUCAGAAUCAGUGUUGGUUGGUUGACGCGUAAAAUAAUGUGUUAGAAAAUAACGCAGGAUGCAUAUGAAGGGGGUUCCAUUAUCGGACAUUUAAGGGGGUCGUUUAGCUCUUAAUGCAAAAGCUUUUUAAGUGUGUGUGUGUGUGUGUGUGUGUGUGUGAUAAAGUGUGUGUGUGUGUGUGUGUGUGUGUGUGUGUGUGUGUGUGUUUCAUAGCUAUAACCCAGAAAAUACAUACAUGCCUAUAAUUGCCUUAUUUCGCAGCAGGGCCACACGCAAACAUCUUGUUCCCGCGAGGAAAUCUGUCCCACACAUUUUCACGUCAAAAUAAUCACGCAGCCGCAGAAAAGGCCUCCUUUAAAAAAAAAUAAAAAAUCCAUUAAUUCAUUUUAUUAUAGAUGAGGUUCAGUUUAAAAUAUGUUGGUUA
Molecule: messenger RNA, 2512 nt
Organism: Stegastes partitus (bicolor damselfish)
Lineage: Eukaryota; Metazoa; Chordata; Actinopteri; Pomacentridae
Product: forkhead box protein D2-like
Exons: 1
Coding region: 285-1247 (320 amino acids)
Biological process (GO): cell differentiation; regulation of transcription by RNA polymerase II; anatomical structure morphogenesis
Molecular function (GO): RNA polymerase II cis-regulatory region sequence-specific DNA binding; DNA-binding transcription factor activity, RNA polymerase II-specific
Source: RefSeq, a predicted model, not a curated record